UAUAAAUUAAAAGGCCUCUGCAAAUUACAUGAGCAGCUCUAGAAACACAUGUCCUGUCUCGUUGGAAAUGUUGUAAAUGUUCUGAAUAUAAUCAAAUAGAGAUGAUGUGGAGUGCUGAUGAGAUAGCCAGUCUGUGUUAUGAUCAUUUUAAUAAACUGCCUAAAAGAGGAAAGCCUGAGGAGGGCAGAGAGUGGACUUUACUAGCAGCUGUACUUCAACUCACUCACAGUCCAGAUUACGAGACAGUUAGCAAACAGAUUGUGUCUUUGGGGACGGGCACCAAAUGCAUUGGCAAGUCUGUCAUGAGUGCGAAUGGUGAUAUUCUGAAUGACAGUCACGCUGAAGUUAUUGCACGCAGGGGGUGUGUCAGAUAUCUCAUGGAGCAGCUGUACAUGGCUGUAAGUGGCAAGAGUUCAGCGGUCUUUCGUCCAGGUACUGAUAAAGGACAGUGGCUGGUUAAACCAGAAGUUUCUUUCCUUUUCUUCACCAGUCAAACACCCUGUGGUGAUGCCUCCAUCUUUCCUAUGAAUUACAAUGAAGUGCAGCCCUGUAAGUCUGUAAAAGAGACCCAGAAUAAAGAGCUAGAAAGUCGAGGUUUAAAGCGGCUGGCUGAUAGUGACCUAGAAGAGCAUCCUAGAAUAAAGACACGAGAUGGACAUUUCAUUUUUGAAAAAUCAGUGGACGGCGAGGAACACAAAUCUACGACAGAAAACAAAGAAAGGAGUCAAUCGGAACACAUUUUAAAACACGACCUCCACCGCACCGGGGCGAAGUGUGUCCCUGAUGGUCUGACCGACCCACUGCAGCCUGGACUACUCUACCACAACACUGGGCUGUUGCGUCUGAAGCCGGGCCGGGGAGACGGCACACUUUCUCUCUCCUGCAGUGAUAAACUCGCCCGCUGGGGUGUUCUAGGCUUUCAGGGUGCCCUGCUUUCUCAUUACCUGCAGAACCCAAUCUAUUUCAGUGCGGUGGUUGUUGGGAAGUGUUCAUACAGUCACCAGGCCAUGGAGAGAGCCCUGAACACACGAUGUGCUCUUGUGACCGGUCUUCCGUCUGGUUAUUUCGUAGAUCCUCCAAAGCUUCUGCAGUCUUGUCUGGAGUUUACUUAUAACCACACACACACCGAGGUCCAACAUACACAUGUACAAGGCAAAAUAUCGCCAUGUGGGGCAGCUAUCAGUUGGUGUGCCGUAUCCCAGCAGCCUCUAGAUGUCACUGCCAAUGGCUACAAACAGGGAGUGACUAAAAAAGUUUUGGGCACACCAAAAGCCAGAUCUUUGAUCAGUAAGGUGGAACUUUUCCAUUCCUUCCUGAAACUGGUGGCAGUAACCAAGCAAACUCAACUUCCAGAGACCCUCUGUGGAAAAGAGUUGAGAACAUACUGGGACUACAAGCAAGCUGCAGGGCCAUACCAGCAGGCCUGGACACAGCUGCAGCUGCAGGCCUUCCCGCUGUGGUGUCGCAGCCCGCGAGAACUUCUGCUCUUUCAUUAACACAUGCAACAUUUCACCACAAAUAUGUUCUUUAAUGUCCAGCAUUAGUACAUUGUGUAGAGCAGUAUUUUUUUUAUUAUUCUAAUUGGUAGAGAAUGUGAUAUUUCUGACCUUUUGAAACUUUAAUUUUUCCAUGUUAAUACUAUAUUUACUAUCCUCAUGUAGCUCCCUAUAGUAACUUCUUGCAAAAUAAAAACUAUUUUUGUCUGUAUUUUUUGUCAAACAUGUAAGAUUUUUAUGUUACAUAUUUGCCAAUGAUUUCUUCAGAAGUCAGAAGCUUUGUGUAAAGGUACAGACUCGCAAUCAGUAUUUAUUGAUUUAUCACAUAGACUUGUAAAUGGGACACUUUUCUCCUUUGAUCUUUUAUGGAGUUUGACGGUCCAUGGCAACUGUAGACGUUUUUCUAAUGAAAGACAUCUGGGUAAUUCAUUCUUCUAUACACCUUUUGUGUUCCAUGGAGAAUAGUCAUACAGAUGACCUGAGUGUGUAUACGGAUACUUCAUUGUGUUACCCUGUUGUAAUCUCUAUACAAUCUAUCGUGUAACUGCUUCUGGUUUACCAGUUUAGAGAUUAAAGAUGCUGUGUGUAAUUUUUUGGAGGAUCCAUUGACAGAAAGGCAAAAUAACAUGCAUAACUAUGUAUGAGAUC
This is a messenger RNA of Triplophysa dalaica, 2144 nucleotides long. RefSeq names its product adenosine deaminase tRNA specific 1 (gene adat1). The transcript is spliced from 9 exons. Gene Ontology annotation, biological process: RNA processing. The record is from RefSeq and is a predicted model, not a curated record. Gene Ontology annotation, molecular function: RNA binding; adenosine deaminase activity. Lineage: Eukaryota; Metazoa; Chordata; Actinopteri; Cypriniformes; Nemacheilidae. The coding region runs from base 102 to 1496 and encodes 464 amino acids.